CUUGCGCCUGCCCGCUCGCCCUUUGCCAUUGUCGAACCACUCUUUUACCCCAUCCCACACAGGGUUCCUUGUGGUUCCUCUACUCCCGGUGUACCAUAAGCCCGCCAGAAUCUCAAAGGUUAUAAUUUUUCGCUACCUGUAGCUCGAUUAUAUCACCAUCACCAUCCGCUCCCGUCGAACUCGCUGUCGUUACCGAUCUACUCGCCACUUACAUCCUCAACCAAACCCUUGCCAUUUUCCAGCCUCCGGGGCCUUCAUUUUGAGUCAGACCUGGGAGUGUCUCCGAGAACUACCUACGAUCCCUGCCGACAAGCUUCCGAGAAUCUCCAAAUUCUGCACCACUUUCGUCACUCCCUUUGAGCCUGUAACCGGAAAUUCAGGAACCCUCCCACUCCGUAGGCGGGAAGCUGCGAUAUCAACGAGAUACUUAAACCCCAACCAACGGUGUUGGAUUUGCGAAGAGGAGGACCAUUAGAAGUGUGACGCCGUCAUGGCGCAGACUGGUGUCAACCCACAGGCAGCUGCAGACCUGUUAAGACAAGCCAUGGCACAGAAGUACGUACAAAUUUUCUUUACCAAAGUGCUUCGUAUUCGACGAACUCGGGAAUGGUUGGCUAUACACCGCGGGGCUAUUCUUUCCUUGGCCUCGGUUGCAAGGAGCGCCAACUUCUUCACUUGGCCUCCUUUCACCAUGGUCCCUACGAAUUAGUUCCGAGUCCGUCAAUAUUUGGGUCCUGGGUGAAAGCCCGCUUCUGGAUAUACAACUAGCGUUCUUGCAAGGCGAUCAUCAUGUGUAGCCCACUUGGACUGGGCACUGGUGGUGGCAUGAGAGGACCUUUGUCUGCUGCUGCUGUAUCUUCUCUCAAGUUCAUCGCUGACCCUGCGGACAGCAGUGCUAGACAAGAGUUACGAGAUGAUCUCCACGAUCAGAUCGGCUCGGGCUCGCCCACCCCUUCAGGCGUUGCGACGCCACGGCCAGACCUCCACGAUAAGCGACUACCUGGAAUCAUGCACAGCUACUUUGGCCAGGUGGGUAGAGAUCCUUCUCAAGAUACCCCGUCACGGUCAUCUCAAGCUGCCACCACCCCCGAAGAUAAUGAAGAGUCUGCACAUUCCUUGUUGAAGAGUCCGGAGAAACACGAGGACCGCCGGGUGUCGUCUGCAUCUCUAGGCUCGAUGGUGAUGGUGGAGCGGGAACAAGCACCGGCGCCGACGCCGCCACCUGAUGAGCCACAGACUGAGUCUACGCAGCCGGUCACACAGACUGACACCCCUCAAAUGCCGCCUACACCAGUCUCGUCCGCCGCUUCAGUGGUGCACCGAGAUGGAGAGGCUGCAGAGAAUGGCUCAUCAAUGCUGGACGGUGGUCUAGCUUCCAUCACGCAGGCUCUGAGGAAUUUUGUACUCCCCAAGAGUGCAUCUGCGGUGAAAGAGCGUCGGCACCAGUCCUUACCCGUCUCUAGCGUUACCAAAAGCAAUGUUUCUGCGGCACAUAUCUCCAACCCUACAUCGUCCACCCACUCCUCACGACCACAAAGCCCCAAACAUCCAUCUCCAAGUUCUGCUAAGCCACCGUCAUCUGAGAUUUUACAAGAGACACAAGAGCUAACUUCAGACGUGGCCGAUCGGCCGCGUAAAAAGUCUACACCACCUCUCACUCCUCGAGCCUUGUCCCAAGAAGGACGACGGAUUGAAACACGUUCACCAUUGUCCAGCACGAGCACGGCCGCUGGGGACAGUAGUGCCGAGACGACGGAGAAAGCUUUGCCGAAAGAGGACAUACCACCUACGACUGCUCCUCGAGGCAAGUUGUCUAUCAAGAUUGCGGAGGGCCGGAAUCUGAAGCCCUCCUAUGAUCCUUAUGUCGUCUGUCAAUUUGAAUGGAAUGAAUAUGUGUCUAAAGGCCCCAAGCACGACAGGAUGGACGUGGAUGGCGAUGACCGAAAGGGACCUGUGGGUGCACUACAAUCUAUCCCAAUCCGACGAACAGACAGCGAUAUGGGGAAGCCAAUGGCUAUCCCGAUGCGUAGUCGCCAGAGCAGUACAAAUGGGACUGGCGACGAACGGGGGCUCAGCAAGGUGACUGACCCCCAGUGGGACCACGACGCCACAUUCGACGUCGUCAGUCACCAGUCAGAGCUGGACGUGACAGUGUAUGACCGUCAGACCGAAGCUUUCUUGGGCCAUGUCCGCUUGUGUCUGAAUCUUUCGGAACAACAACCUGAUCUGGAGGGAUUCUUCCAGCUCGGGCCAAGAAGCCCAGAAGACCAAGACAUAACUGGCGAGAUCCAUAUCCGCAUGCAUUUUACCAAGGUCGACAAGAAGCAUUUCGGCCCUAAUGAUUUCCAGAUUCUAAAGUUGAUCGGGAAGGGUACGUUUGGCCAAGUUUACCAAGUCCGCAAGAAGGACACCGGACGUAUUUAUGCAAUGAAGGUCCUUUCGAAGAAGGUUAUCAUCCAAAAGAAGGAAAUUCAACACACCAUUGGAGAGAGAAAUAUCCUGGUACGGACGGCCACCACCGAAUCACCUUUCAUCGUUGGCCUGAAAUUCUCGUUCCAGACGCCCACCGAUCUUUACUUGGUCACAGAUUUCAUGUCCGGAGGCGAGUUAUUCUGGCACCUUCAAAAGGAAGGCCGGUUCAAGGAGGACCGCGCCAAAUUUUACAUUGCUGAGCUCAUUUUGGCGCUAAAGCACCUCCAUGAACAUAACAUAGUCUACAGGGAUCUUAAGCCAGAGAACAUCCUUCUGGAUGCCAAUGGUCAUAUUGCCUUAUGCGACUUCGGACUUUCCAAGGCCAAUCUAACUCAAGAUGACACUACCAAUACCUUCUGUGGCACCACCGAAUACUUGGCUCCUGAGGUCUUACUCGACGAGCAAGGCUACACCAAAAUGGUUGACUUCUGGUCACUUGGCGUUCUAGUCUUUGAGAUGUGCUGCGGCUGGAGUCCUUUCUAUGCCGAGGACACCCAGCAGAUGUAUAAGAACAUUGCGUUCGGCAAAGUACGCUUCCCGAGAGACGCAUUGAGCACUGAAGGCCGCAAUUUCGUCAAGGGAUUGUUGAACCGCAAUCCCAGGCACAGACUAGGUGCCAAUGGUGAUGCCGACGAAUUGAUGGCGCACCCAUUCUUCGCCGACGUCCAGUGGGAUGCUCUAGGCAAGAAGAACCUUGUGCCGCCGUUCAAGCCGAAGUUGUCCUCGGUCGCCGACACCUCAAAUUUCGAUCCCGAGUUCACCAACGCCUUGAACACUUCAUCUUCUUUGAAUGCUCGCGCCGCCGCUCUGGCAGCUGGUGCUAACCCUGCUUCGACGCCUUUGUCGCCAACCAUGCAGAAUGCUUUCAGAGGUUUCACGUUUGUCGAUGAGAGUACCAUGGAAGAGCGCUUUGGCGGUUCGAGAGAUGGCGACGAUGACCGAGUUGAUGAAAACGGUUUGGCACGCUCAAGGACGCAUGAGCAUCGGAUGAGUGGGGUCCAGAAAACUGGGGAUGAUGGGUUCUUCUUCGAGCAGGAAUGAAUAGGCUGGGAUUUUGGAUACUCUAAAAAUUUGUUACCACACGCACAGCUGCGUGCCGGAAAUGUCGAUAAUGCUGCAUCCGGGCAGUGUUACCUGUCUGUCAUACGUUCUAAUCAUGUCAUGUCCAUAGCCGACCCUUGUCUAAUGAUGGAGGCGUCCCAAUCACCAAAAAAGCGACUUGCUGGUCAAUGAAAUUGGGUUUAUUGUUCUUGGAUGGUUGUCAUGUUCACCGAAGUCAUGUCUUGUGCUCACAUCACAGACCGAGCUUGCAAGAUCGAGCCAUGCUGGGCUGGAUUGAGCCAGCAAUGAGGUCCCUGUGCCGAAGGCUGUAGGAUGGGUUCCAAGGAGACGGGACGAAAAGUGUACUACAGCACCAAGUUGCUCUAGUCGUAUUGAUCUUUGCGCCGAACUACUAAAACGUAUCAUCAGCAUCAUAUGUCUUGAAC
Messenger RNA from Exophiala xenobiotica, 3959 nucleotides. RefSeq lists its product as uncharacterized. NCBI's taxonomy places the organism in Eukaryota, Fungi, Ascomycota, Eurotiomycetes, Chaetothyriales, Herpotrichiellaceae. The record is from RefSeq and is a predicted model, not a curated record. Gene Ontology annotation, biological process: protein phosphorylation. Gene Ontology annotation, molecular function: protein serine/threonine kinase activity; ATP binding. The transcript is spliced from 2 exons. Bases 790 to 3513 code for a protein of 907 amino acids.